GGUACGGAACAACACGGAACACGUGAAAGUACAUCGGAUGAUAAUAUCGUACAUGGUGGCUUGAAGAAUGUUGUCAUUUGUGUCACGGAUUGACAAAGAGCAAGACGAUAAUUUGGCUUCAUAUGGAAGAAGCUCAUCUUCUUUUGACUGUGAAUUCGCAAAUCAACGCAUACUACUACUAGAUCUACUGAUACUUCGUAAAAUUAGAUCGACACUGGAACUGUCAUAGAUCUACAGCAUCAUUAAACUUGAAGCCCUCGCCAUCAUCAGUUCACCGACCAGCGCCGGAGCAGCCGGGUUACAACUUCUCAAAAUCGCGCCUAACUUCUCAUCUCGAUCUCCCGCAGUGUGAGCUUGCGCUUGUACGUCUUGCCAAGAUUGUUCCUCUUCCUCAAAGAAAAUUGCACAGGCAUAGACCUAUAGACUGCGAAAAUAUGGAAGGGGUCAAUUUGAAGCCUGAAAGUUUGCAAGAACUUAUUGAAACCCUUCACAUCCUUUUUGCCACAGACAAAGUUAACAUUGAAGAUGUUCAAGCUGCAAUGGAAAAUUAUGAAAGUAAUGAAGAUGACUGGGAAAAGUAUGCAGUAUUCGAACAUUACAGGUACACAAGAAAUCUUGUUGAUGAAGGGAAUGGCCGUUUUGAUUUGAUGGUGCUGUGCUGGUCAGAGGGCCAAGGAAGCUCGAUUCACAGUCAUUCCGACGCACAUUGUUUUAUGAAGGUUCUCGAUGGGACGUUGAAGGAAUCUACGUUUGCUUGGCCAGAAGAAUCAAAGAAAAAGAAUGCCAUGACUCAGCUAGCAUCCAAUACCUAUGAGAGAGACCAAGUAGCUUACAUAAAUGAUUCUAAGGGUCUUCAUCGGGUGGAGAAUCCCAGCCACAGUGACCGCGCCGCCAGUCUUCAUCUCUACUCUCCACCAUUCCAAUCCUGCCAGUGCUUUGAUCAGAGGACGGGUAAAUCAAACACCAGUAUGGUCACCUUCUGGUCUAAAUACGGGGAGAGGACACCUUAUAAACCCAGCCGCUCUACGUCUGUAUGUCCUGAACCUGAACCUGAGAACAACUAGAAGUCAACCGGAUCAGUUCCCCCAUCCACGAGUGACUCAUCAAGGAGGCGUAGAAGAGGAAGGGGCAAAAUCACCAGUGUAUUCUUAAAGACUUUGAUAUCAGAGAGACAUGAGUUACAUGUAGGCUACAUCUAGUUUGAUCUGGAAUAUGACUGAAUUGCGCUGAAAAAUUUGCAGUUUUAAAAAUAAACAUCCAUUAUGAUUGUGAAGAUUGUAUGAAAAGUAUUAGGGAAUAUCAUUUCGAAAUUUGCCCUUUUUAUUUGUUUGUUUUUUGCCUGUGAUCACCGCUGAUUUGUAAGCUGAGACUGAAGGAAGCACUAGACAAGGGUGUAGCCAGCUAUCUCUGCAGUAUGGGAGCGGAGAUUCUGUGGCUGCAACUCAAGUGGUUGCCUCCAAAAGAAAAUAUUUUUUGCAUGUUGUUGUUUAUUUUGCUCUAUUCUUUCUUUAUUCAUAAUCAGCUGUUGUACAUAUAUCUUAAACAACUCUUAACUGAUAACCCAUGCCUCAUUACAUGUAAAAGAAAUUCAUCCUUGUACAUAAUACAUAAAACUGAAAUGUCACAAUGAUUUGUGACACCCAAAAAAAAAAUCAAAACAAUCAUAUUUGACUACAGCAAUCGCGAAUGUAUUUUCCACAAGUGCCUUAUUAUAUAUUUUUUAUUCCAGAAAUAAAAUGAAAUGUAUUUUAUGAACAAAGAUGGUGAUGGAAUAUCAGAUUGAAACCAAUGUUGUAAAAUCCAGCUCGGUGUAUUGUAAACUUGGUUAAAUUAGUUUCCUUACUCAUGUAACUUUAACCUUUGUGGUAACAGUAUCAAAAUAGUUAUAUGUGGUCUAAUUGCAACUACAUGUAUCUGCUCCUUUGUGUAUUCUUUGUUCUUUCUUGUAUCUUAUUAAGUCCAUGUUUGAACCCUGACAGAGUGGGCACAGUUCUUUUAUUGAUUUAUGGAACUCCAGGUAUCAACCUCUUUAUCCUGUCAAAAUUUCAGUCAUUUUGAAAAUUUAUGAAUUAACAAAAAUCAUGUCAUUAUGAUUAAGAAAUCAAUGUCUUAUUUUCACUUCAUGACUUUAUACUUUUUAUGUAUCAUAAUAUUAUAGUAAUCCAUAUUUUAAAAAAGAGAAAGAGAGGAAGGGAGAGGGGUUGUGACAAUUAAGGACUACAAAUGGGUACAAAUCAGGACUCCAAAUUAGUUUUGUUUGUUCGUUUUCUUGUCGAGGUCAUUUUAAAAUCAGGUCACAUUCGCCAAAUGACUAAUGGUUAAAAUUGGUGGUUAUUUGUCCCUGAAAUCUAAUUCAACUUGAUCUCAUCUCAUCUGUAUUGCUUUCACUUAUCCAUAUUGCAUUGAACCAUUGCCUUGGUGUGCAAAACAGUUGAUGUAAUAUGUAACAGAUCAGCAGAAUAGUGGAAUGCUUUAUUAUCUUCAACUACAAUUACCAGUAUAUCCCUUAAAUCUAGUAAAAUUUCAAUCCAUUCAAUAUAAUUGAUAGUGCAGUACCCUGCAUAAUCCGGUCUGUAUUCAAACCAGUAUUGUGUGGGUAGUAUAGAACACUGGUGAGCCAUAUGAUAAUAAUGUUACGCUUUCUUGCACAUCAAUUAUUUAUGUUAAAAAUCUCCAAUUCACCAUCGUGCUAAUUUAAUGAGGACUGCAGGGUUUUAUUAUUCCUGAAGGUAGUAAUCUCCAUAUUAAAAGUGAGGGUCAUCUGAGCAUAUUGAUAUUUCCAAGUACCUGUAUUUAGAAUUGUGUUUAUUAUUUUACCAUUUAUUUUAGGACAAGCUGUAUGGAAAUAGGCUCCAACUUCCAAGUUAUCCCAUAGAAUAUUGUAUUGUAUAAUUGUUUUUACAGUACAGCAUAGUAGAAAGCUAGAAAUUGUUUGGGCUAUGGAGUUAUCAAUAGCAUUUAACAAAAUAAAUAUCUUGUUGCAGAUCUUCCCCGAGAGUGUUCCUGAUUAGGAGAUGAAUGAAGACAUUAUAACAUAUUAUUAUAUAAAUGUGCAGCUGAAGUUAAAUGUUUUCAUUUAUUAACUUUGUUUGUGAAUGAUCUGCAGCAAUUUUAUGUACCGAUUCUAGUAUUCAAUUUUGCCUUUCUAUUAUCUUUGAUGACUUUUCUUGCGAUGACGACACAAUCGCAUCAAAAUGAUCAGGUGAAUUUGAAGCAGCAGUGUUUACAUAAUGGCUGAAAUGUUGUGAGAGAUUAAAAAUUGGAGAAAUAUAUUUAUUUGAUUCUCGACAAUGUGCUCUUUGAUGUAUUCAAACUGCAGUACCGGGAAUAAUUCAGACCUAUUUUCUUUCUUUCAUUCAUAAUAGAGUAUGCCUUAUUCGGAGAAAGAUUCCCCCUCUCUAUGUUCUUUUUCACCCUGAUGUUCCAAUUCAAUCAGUUUUAUGAAGUAUUGUAUCAUUUUAUUAUUUGCACAUGGUAUUUUUUAUAGACUUGACGAUUAGUUUGAGACACUCGUAAAAACCAGAGUCAAACAUAACCUUGGGAGCUGAAUUUCUGUUAUUUCCGUUAUGUGCUUGAGUUGAUAAUUCAUGAUAACAUUGUAUGUUAUGUAAAUUGACACAGAUGGCACUGUUGUUGACUUUGCACAUAUGUAUGUCAUUGAACAAGUACCAUAUGGCUUUAUUUGAAUGAUAAAUCAUGUAAUGUAAAGGGUUAGACCAAGAGAAUAUGGAUUACAACUAUUUAAUCUUCAAAAUGGCAACAUUUUAAGUUGACAUUAGUAUAAUAUUACAUGCAUAUCAGAGCUGCCAACCUCCAGAACCGAAAAUCAGUAAUCACAAGGCUCAAAAUCAGUAAUUUUGGGUAUAAAUCAGUAAUUUCCUAUGCGGCGCUAUGACUCUAAUAAAAACGGCACGCCAACAUUGCACAGACACAUGAUUAUCUGACAUUUUUGGUGAUUUUACUCACACAAAGUUGUUAAAUAAUGAGUUUCAUAUCAUCACAACACAGUCUUCCAGGAAAAAUGGGGGAAAAAAAAAA
Strongylocentrotus purpuratus (purple sea urchin) is the source of this 4038-nucleotide messenger RNA. RefSeq names its product cysteine dioxygenase type 1 (gene cdo1). The record is from RefSeq and is a predicted model, not a curated record. Gene Ontology annotation, biological process: L-cysteine catabolic process. NCBI's taxonomy places the organism in Eukaryota, Metazoa, Echinodermata, Echinoidea, Camarodonta, Strongylocentrotidae. Gene Ontology annotation, molecular function: ferrous iron binding; cysteine dioxygenase activity. The transcript has 5 exons. Bases 435 to 1064 code for a protein of 209 amino acids.